ACACGCAGGCAGCAGCGCAGACAGCACGAGGGAAAGGCACGAGGCGGGAUUCUCGAGCGCGAGACACACUUCUGAGGCGACGGGAGAAAUCACCCUGUCAUCUCUAGCCGUUGUGGACCCUUUACCUUUCAAUUCCUCACGUAUGUGUGUGCCUGAGCCCAUGCCAGGAGGGUGUGAGAUGGCAAUUAAUGGCCUCCAGUGGAGUUGAAGACUUUGGAAAUGGGGCAGCGCGGCCAGCACUCAUCGUUCAAGCCAAGUCUGUUGUAAUCCAUUCGCCCAGUGUACGAGGGUCCUCCAACAGAGAAAGAAAAAGACUGCAGGGUGGCACGGGUGAUUCACUGUCUCAUCCUAAUGUGAAAGUGCCGUAUGAUCAGCCCUAUUGUGUCUCAGGGAUUCCCUCACAACGUGCCUAUCCUCUCGUGCCUAUACCCUCUACCACCUCUGCCGUGAGAGUUAGCCACAUACAAAGCACAAGUGGUUAUUCUUUGAACGGUGGUGGUAAUCAUUUAAGUAAGCACAGUCUGUUAUCUAAGAGCUUGCCACAUAUUAACGCUGCUCCCGCUGCAUGCCAUAGCCAACGUCAACAGGAGCCGACUACCUACAACUGUCAACCCCAUUGGAGUCUUGAUUCAUUGAGGUUAAAAUCAGGACUGUUAGGAAAAAGGGCCUUUUCCCCUCAGCGUUCUGUUUGUCCCACCUGUCCCUCCCCACCCAAGUCUUUUUCCUCUGUAGUAAUUGAGAAAACAAUGCCUUCGAAUCAGUCUUUGCCUUGGACGAGUACCAAGCUCAGGGACAACAGCAAUGGAGUCAUGCGGCCCCCCAAUGCCAAAAUGCCAUCGUACUCCAAACAAGAGAGCAGUGACAUGCGCAGUCCUCCCACAUUCAUAUCCGGCUGCAAUGGAACCUAUUUGAAAGACAUGAAAGCUGUUGCCACAAAACCUAUCCAACCCACGUUGCCUUUGAAAGACGUAUGCACAGAUGUGCUCUUAAACCAAUGCAAGGCAGCCAGUGAAUUACAGCAGUUUGAGAAGAUACUAGAGGAAGCCACCAGAAAAAAUGAGCAUACUGUUGAAAACUGUUCGGGUAUUGGUGAAGCUCCUCAGAGAGUGUCAAAAAUGCGCUCUGAGGAGGAGUUCACAGCUGCUGUACACACAAGACAUGGAAUACUUAAUGGUCUAAGCAAGCAACCAGAAACCAAUCUGAAACACCUUUGCAAAUUAAGUGGGGAUGUAACCACAGAUUGUACUGUACCUAUCUGCCUCAGUAAUGAAGGUUCAUGUUCCAUGCCCAUGGAAACCAAUAGUGCCCCCAAUUUUGAUCAAAUGAAUAAUAGCCCCUUGACUGUUGUCUGUGAUGGUAAAACACAGGGAAGUGAUUGUGCCAUUCCAGAGGUGGCCGGCAACAUUAUAGCCUCUCCUCAGUCACCAUCUGUUUACAUGGUGACACAUCAAAUAUCUGCAAUUCACCUUACAAAGGAAAACUGCAGUCAGGACUCUCAGGAAGUCCCAAAACAACUUAAAGAUGAAAGUGAACAUGACCCUGAGAUUCACAGACAGAGCAUGUUAUUAGAUGGCGAUGAGGAGGAGCUUCCAGAAAAGCUGGAAAGUGACUUCAGUGCUGAUGAUGACUCGGAUAGUGAUGUUUUGUCGUCAACAUCCAUGGCAGCUUCUUUAAGUGUUGAGGAGCCCAUGAAUCCUGAGGGGGGUCUUGUGGAGAGACCGGCUCUUGUACCCAGUCUUUUUCCCCACAUGCCCCCUACUCUGUAUUUCAGCACUGCUAAUGAAAAAGUGGAGCUGUUGCCUCCUGAACAGAUAAAACAGCUCAAAUGGAAAAUAACUACAGUCACACCCAAUGUAGUGAAAAACACCAUCUUCAGAUCACACUUUAUUGGCACCAAAAAGUGUCAUGAUUGGCUGGGCUGCUGGGGUCACCAUAUGAAGUCACCAGGGUUCAAGGCUAUUAGAGAGUACCAAAAGCUGAAUCACUUUCCAGGCUCCUUUCAAAUCGGACGGAAGGACCGGCUAUGGAGGAACCUGUCCAAGAUGCAGGCACGCUUUGGCAAGAGAGAGUUUGGCUUCUUCCCACGCUCCUUCAUUCUCCCACAGGAUAUCAAACUACUGAGGAAGGCCUGGGACGAUGGAGGCAUCAAACAGAAAUGGAUCAUCAAACCGCCUGCAUCUGCUCGAGGAAAUGGCAUUCAGGUCAUUCACAAGUGGAGCCAACUGCCACGCAAGAGACCGCUUCUUGUGCAGAAAUAUCUUCACAAGCCCUACCUCAUCAGUGGGAAUAAGUUUGAUCUGCGUAUCUACGUGUAUGUCACCUCUUACAACCCACUCCGUGUUUACAUCUUUAAUGAUGGACUUGUCCGUUUUGCAAGCUGCAAAUACUCUCCUUCUAUGAAAACCCUCAGCAACAAGUAUAUGCAUCUGACAAACUACAGUGUAAAUAAGACCAACUCGGAGUAUCAGAGUAACAGCGAUGAAAAGGCCUGUCAGGGCCAUAAGUGGGCUUUGAAGGCACUCUGGCAAUACCUGGGUUCCCAAGGUGUCGACACCACUCUAAUCUGGGAGAAGAUCAAAGAUAUGGUCAUCAAAACCAUCAUUGUGUCAGACCCAUAUGUGAACUCACGGUUGAAGAUGCAUGUACGUUCUCCCUAUAGCUGUCAUGAGCUGUUUGGCUUUGACAUCAUGCUGGAUGAGAGUCUGAAGCCGUGGCUACUGGAGGUGAACAUCUCACCCAGCCUGCAUUCUAACACAUCACUGGAUGUUAGCAUUAAGGGACAGAUGGUACGGGACCUGCUGAACCUUGCUGGUUUUGUGUUGCCAUUGAAUGAAGACAUUGAGCCAUCCAGUGCCAGCAGCUCCACCAGCAGUUUAUGUGGAGUGGCACGGGAGCGAUUGCGGUCAGACAUUUCGACUGAUGAGAAAGUGAAGCGAGCGUUUUAUCUUUGUCAGCGUUUUGGGGACCAGGACUUCUGUGCCACAAUUCUGGACGUGCUGACAGCUGAUGAUGUGCGUGUCCUGGCAGAAAGUGAGGAUGAGUUAAGUCGUAAGGGAGAUUUUGAACGAGUUUUUCCCUCUAACACUUCCUCCCGCUACCUCCGUUUCUUUGAGCAACCACGCUACCUCAAUAUUCUCCUUAACCAGUGGGAACAAAAGUAUUGGCUCAACCGAAGCAAAGGUAUUAAUCUACUGAGAGAUUUGUGUGACAAGAAGGUUCAUCUGGGUAACCUUUCAGAUUCAGUUCAUCAUUGGUCUUCUAAGUCGUACCAUGGACACAAACCUGACACCUCCAGAUAUUCGCUAACAAGAUCUAGUGUUAUGGUCAGUCAGAGGUCUGAUGCUGAAGAUGAGGACUUGUCUGAUCGUGAGGUUCGGUCUGUCACUGUGAGUCUUCCAGACAUGAGUUUGCUGAGUACCGUUAGUCUGAGCUCUAGUCCAACCUCCACCUCCAGCACGGCCAGUGACAGCCUGCCUCCCCACGACGGCAUCUGAGGUUGGCAGCUAAGUGCUGGACAUUCAGAGCUUCCAAGUAAUGCACAAAGAUGCACUCACGUGUAUACACACAAAGGUGUGUUUAGGUCAUAUUUCAGCUAAAGCUGUCAGAGUUGUACAUUUUAUUGCCUUUGAAAGGAAAAGAAAACUAGAUUAACUACAAUAACUGGCCAAGUAGAGUUAUACAUGCUGAUAAUCAUUUAAAUGAGCAAUGUGCUGCAUGCUGGACCAGACAUAUAGAGUGUUCAUACAAGGUUAAAAGAGCACUUCCUGUCUGAGUUGAAUUGAGUGUUUCCAAUUGAGCCUAUAUGAUACUUCUGCAUUGUUUACAUCAGUUAUGUGCGCACUUCUGAGUCGGUACAAGCAUCGGUUUGGCUGGUUAUUUUUAACAUGAAAUGGAAAUGUGAAGUUUGGAAAAGAGAUAUCAUUGUAAAAAAUAAAAAAUGUUGUCUUUUACUGACAUUUGCAUGCUUUGUUGAAGGGGGAUCGGUAUGCUCAGGUUAAGGUUUUUAAAUUAAAAUUGAUACUUGAAAUAUG
Messenger RNA from Misgurnus anguillicaudatus (oriental weatherfish), 4031 nucleotides. RefSeq names its product tubulin tyrosine ligase-like family, member 4 (gene ttll4). The record is from RefSeq and is a predicted model, not a curated record. Gene Ontology annotation, cellular component: ciliary basal body. Gene Ontology annotation, biological process: protein polyglutamylation; microtubule cytoskeleton organization. Gene Ontology annotation, molecular function: tubulin-glutamic acid ligase activity; tubulin binding. Lineage: Eukaryota; Metazoa; Chordata; Actinopteri; Cypriniformes; Cobitidae.